Messenger RNA from Tribolium madens (black flour beetle), 1696 nucleotides. It is a transcript of the gene IP3K1, whose product is annotated as inositol-trisphosphate 3-kinase homolog. Lineage: Eukaryota; Metazoa; Arthropoda; Insecta; Coleoptera; Tenebrionidae. Gene Ontology annotation, cellular component: cytoplasm; nucleus. The record is from RefSeq and is a predicted model, not a curated record. The transcript is spliced from 6 exons. Gene Ontology annotation, molecular function: inositol-1,4,5-trisphosphate 3-kinase activity; inositol tetrakisphosphate kinase activity. Bases 84 to 1409 code for a protein of 441 amino acids. Gene Ontology annotation, biological process: inositol phosphate biosynthetic process.
AUAGUUGGCGGUGGGACAUCGUUUGUUUAUGUGUGUUCACGCUGUUUGAAACUUUUACACAAUUUGUGAUAGUUGUGUGCCCCAUGGCCGAAAUUGCAACGAAUUUUCCGCCCCAGACGUACUCGUCGUCGUUUUUCCUCAACUCUUUGACUGAUGAUGAGAAAAACACCAACGAGCCGGCGAAAAGACAAGAAAAUACACCCCUUCUGGACUGCCUCAUAACGUUUCUUUCCGGAGAGAAGCGCUCAACAAAAAACGGAACUAAAGCUAAUAAAAAGAAUGGCGAUAAGGAUAUCGAAGUGAGCGAUUUUUGGAAACGGAAGAAGGCAGUUAGGGCCGGAUCGCCGCAUGGGGCCUUCAAGAGAUGGCGUAAAUCCGCGGGGUUGAAAAUUGAGUCGAAAAGUCCCAUCAAUGGAACCAAAGUUGAAAAAAACGGAGAGGAAGACAUGUCACUGCUCAAAUUUUUGGCCAUUAACGCGUUAGACCUCAGCGCCCCCGCCAGUGACGUCCUGUUGAAGAGUCGCAGCAGCAAUUGGUUUCAAUUGAGUGGACACCCCGACAGUUUGGCCCCCGCUGGGCCCGGCACUGUAUGGAAGAAGCGGUCGGGCGAUAUCGACGACACCGAGAGGGGCGUUUACGAGGAGUUGUCGCAGGAUCCGGUCCUGUGCGACAUAAUCCCGAAAUACUACCGCGAGGUGGAGUACCAAGGGGAGAAGUUCAUCGAAUUGCAAGACCUCCUGCACGGCUUCCAGGACCCCUACGUGGUGGACAUAAAGAUGGGCACGCGGACUUUCCUCGAGUCGGAGGUGGAGAAGAAGACGGCGAGGUCGGACCUCUACCAGAAGAUGGUGGCGAUUGAUCCGAGCGCCCCGACCGAGGAGGAGCACAGUCAAAAGGCCGUCACCAAGCUGAGAUAUAUGCAGUUUAGGGAGUUGCAGUCGUCGACGUGCAGUCACGGCUUUAGGAUAGAGGCGAUGAAGUGUCGGGGGUCGCCCCCCGUGACCGAUCUCAAAAAAGUCAAAUCGAGUCAAGAAGUGUUCAAUACGCUGGACAUGUUCCUGGGAGGGCGGGAAGAUGUCAGACAAAGACUGCUCAAAAGACUGUGCGAAAUUAGAAGUAAAAUCGAACAAUCGGACUAUUUUAAGACACGAGAAGUGGUCGGAAGCAGUCUUUUUAUCAUUUACGAUGAUACGAAAGUCGGUGUUUGGUUGAUCGAUUUCGCAAAAACGAAUAAGUUGCCUGAGGGGACGGUGGUCGAUCAUAGGCGGCCGUGGGUGCAGGGGAAUCACGAAGAGGGGUUGUUGUUCGGAUUGGAUCGACUGAUUUCGGUGAUCGAGGAUUUGAAAAUGCCAGAGAAGCGGAAAGGCGAGUUUGAGAAGUCGCUCCCGGCUGUUAGUGUGAAAUCUUGAACAGUUUUCAAAAGUUGAAGAAAUUGUUUGGAAUUGAAACUGGCCCUCUCUGGAACGGAGAUGUGGUCGAUAUUUUUGGGGUACUUUAUGUUGUUGUUCGUGUUGUGGCCCGAAAGGCUUUUGUAUUAAUGUUUUUAUGACAAUUUUCAAGUAUUACAAUGAACAAGUGAUUUAUAAUUUUGUACUUGACUAUUACUUAUUCGUUCUUUCUAGUCAGUGUUCUUUAAUUUAAUUGCUAAUUAUUUAUGUUAUUAUGUUAAGAAAUAAAGUUACCAGCGAAUAAGGGA